AUGGAGCAACCAAAAGACAAGAUCGAAAGAAAAAGAAACAGAAGAAGAAAAUCUUCAUUGUCGUCGUCGUCGUCGUCAAUAUCAUUACCUUCCUUACCUCUGGAUCUAACCUUAGACAUAUUCUUAAGGCUGCCAGUGAAAUCUGUUCUGAGGCUUGGUUGUGUUUCAAAGCUUUGGUCAUCACUCACCACCGAUCCAUAUCUCACCAACUCGUUGGAAACUCGACAAAAUCUUCUACUCUUCUUCCAAUCUGGAGCCAGGUUCUUUGUUUUCUCUCUUUAUCAACACAAUAGGAACCCAAACUCUUUUUAUUACUCCUCUUCUCAACCUAUCAGUGAUAGUUACCAAAUCACCUCUCCAAGUUAUUGUUCAUUCACCAUAAAAAACGAGUCAGUCCAUGGCUUGAUCUGCUUACAAUAUGCAGCAACUCCAAUAGUCUGGAACCCUAUUAAGAGAGAGUUUACACCUUUAACCAAACCUAACAAGAGCUGGACGAAUAUAACAGUCUUUUUAGGGUAUGAUCCUAUCGAAGGUAAACACAAAGUAGUGUGCAUGCCGUAUGAUUGGUAUGAAUCCGAUGAGUGUAGGGUUUUAACAUUAGGAUCAGCUCAAGAAUGGAGGACGGUCAAGACCAACUACAAGUACAAACCUUUCACUGGCAAUCGCACAGAAGGUUAUGGAAAUUGCACAUGCGUCAACGGUUUUCUAUAUUAUCGAGCCCUUACUGGUCCUGAUUGUGUCAUAAUGAGGUUCGAUGUAAGAUCUGAAACGUUUUAUGCAAUGACAUUACCAUGGGAGGAUAAGUAUUGGCCUGUGAUGAUGGUAUCUAAUCAAGGAAGGUUAGUAUGUCUUGGCUCCACUCAUGAUAGUGUUUCAUUGUGGGUUUUGAAGGAUGCACAACAACUCGAAUGGUCGAAUCACAUCUUGUUACCUCUUUCUCACUAUGGUCGGGGUUUGAAAAACAAGUUCAAACUAAUAGGUAUCACUGGUGAUGGUGAAUUGAUUUAUGUACCAAGGACGGCGCUCAAAUCUCAUCUUCAUAUCAUAUAUAUUAAUCCAAUGACAAAGACGUUUCGAAGAGUCGAGUACAAUGGGAUUGCAGAUAAUGAUUUUCGACAACGCUAUGGACUUGGAGAGAGACCUCUGCGUGGGAUCCAAUAUUUUCCCAAUCACAUUGAACCCUUCAUGUCUUAA
Messenger RNA from Camelina sativa (false flax), 1194 nucleotides. Lineage: Eukaryota; Viridiplantae; Streptophyta; Magnoliopsida; Brassicales; Brassicaceae. The record is from RefSeq and is a predicted model, not a curated record.